UCCCACUCCUCGGAAUCGCUCGCUCCGAAGCUGCCGACAGUCAAUAACAUUGAAAGCUGAUUGAAUAAUAUUAACCGGUUUAUGUCCAGUAAGAACGUAUCAAUGGGAGCCUAUAACGAACGGUAGGUAUACUCGCGUAUCAUAAAAUAGAUGAGUAAAGACCGCAUAAUGAAAUUGUAAUAAUGAAUUGUGGAUUUUCAAUGUUUUUUAAAAACUUUAAUAUCAGUAUUUACAAAGGCUAACGACGGUGUAGUAAGCACUGGAUUUUAGUUUCCCCACUGGAGAUAAAAGGAUACUAGAAGACGUCUGCAUAAUUGUGUCCUGUCUUCUGCGAGGUAUCCCGACAACCAUCUAUACUUCGUUGAUCAAUCACCAUGGAAGGCGAAGGAAAGGGGUUGACGCUCCAGCUGAUGAUGGCAGUGGGAACAGCUGUGAUUGGCUCGCUGCAGUUUGGCUACAACACAGGGGUCAUCAAUGCUCCCCAAAAGAUCAUCGAAGGCUUCCUGAAUGACACGUGGAACAGCAGGUACUCUGAGCCCAUCCCUACUACUUCCCUAACCACCCUGUGGUCCAUAUCCGUGGCCAUCUUCUCUGUCGGGGGCAUUUUCGGCUCCUUCUCCGUGGGCCUCUUUGUCAACCGCCUGGGCAGGAGAAACUCGAUGCUUAUUGCCAACGUGCUGGCGUUCAUCUCCGCCGGGUUCAUGGGCUUCUCCAAGCUGGCGGCGUCGUGGGAGAUGCUGAUUAUCGGGCGCUUCAUUGUGGGGCUCUACUCCGGCCUGUCCACUGGCUUCGUGCCCAUGUACGUGGGAGAGAUUGCUCCCACCUCGCUCCGCGGGGCGCUGGGCACUCUGCACCAGCUGGGCAUCGUCCUUGGCAUCCUCAUGGCACAGGUGUUUGGGAUCGAGUCGAUCAUGGGGAACUCCACUCUGUGGCCCUUCCUACUGGGCUUCACAUUCAUCCCAGCCAUGCUGCAGUGUAUCCUGUUACCCUUCUGCCCCGAGAGCCCCCGCUUCCUCCUAAUCAACCGCAACGAGGAGCUCAAGGCCAGAGAAGUGCUGGAGAAGCUGCGAGGCACUGAGGAGGUGGGCGCCGACAUGCAGGAGAUGAAGGAGGAGGCCAGGCAGAUGAUGAAGGAGAAGAAGGUGACCAUCCUGGAGCUGUUCCGCUCGCCACUCUACCGCCAGCCCAUCUUCAUCGCCGUCAUGCUCCAGCUCUCCCAGCAGUUGUCUGGCAUCAACGCUGUUUUCUACUACUCCACCAGGAUCUUUGAGAAGGCGGGAGUCUCUCAGCCAGUCUAUGCUACGAUUGGUGCCGGAGUGGUCAAUACAGCCUUCACUGUUGUGUCUCUAUUCGUCGUGGAGCGUGCUGGGCGAAGAUCCCUUCACCUCACUGGGUUGCUGGGGAUGGCAUUCUCAGCUGUCCUGAUGACAAUCGCUAUGGCACUACUGGACCAGCUGCCAUGGAUGUCCUACGUCAGCAUCGUAGCCAUCUUUAGCUUUGUGGCCUUCUUUGAGAUCGGCCCGGGCCCCAUCCCCUGGUUCAUUGUGGCUGAGCUCUUCAGCCAAGGUCCUCGGCCCUCUGCCUUUGCCGUUGCUGGAUUCUCCAACUGGUCGGCUAACUUCAUAGUGGGCAUGACCUUCCAAUACGUUGAGCAACUGUGUGGCCCCUACGUCUUCAUCAUCUUCACUGUGCUACUGCUGGGCUUCUUCAUCUUCACUUAUUUCAAGGUGCCCGAAACCAAGGGACGGUCGUUUGACGAGAUCUCAGCCGGCUUCCGCCAUGAGGCCGGACAGUCAGGGGAAAAGUAUGCUCCUGAUGAGAUGAACAGCCUUGGGGGAGCCGACUCUCAACUUUAAGAUCUCCGACAACACCCCCAACCUCCUUCAAUACUACUGAUAGACUGGGUGGGCAACAUACGCCUGGGCAUUUCUAGUUUAGGGACGAGUGCCACUCCUAUAGGCCUUCAGUGUCCCACCUGUGGUAAACUGAUGACUGCAGUAUGCAUGGGGUUCCAGGAGGGCGCGAUGAGAGACUGCAAAUUCACAAUAGAGAUGUGUAGAGAUCGCAAUGUUGUAUGUUUCAUUAUGGUGUCUGUGGCAGCAUGGGCAGCACCAUUGAGGCCAACUCCAUUUUAAAGUAGUACAUUUUCUUCUUUUGAUGUUUAAAAAAAAGUGUAAUGCUAUUGUGAUUUACCACCACCUGCAGUGCUGUAGUCUUGAAACAAAUCUGGGGUGUCAUUCAUUUAUUAUGUCAACUAGAUGGCUGUGAUAUAGCUUAAAAGCCCGUUACAAACUAGGCAAAACAAUUUGAAGACAAUGCUCUGAUCAUUGAGAGAAUCUCAAUUGCAUUGUCCUCGCGUCCUCUCGUCUCCUUUUCAAAAUCCAUUGGAAGAGGUCAGAGGCGAGGGACCUCUGGCUUUUUCAUCCAAUGGGUUUUGAGAAGGAAGAGAGGAGAGAGAACGCGAGGCGUAUGCAAUUGAGAUUCUCCCAUUGGCCUUCCCCACCCAGCUGACUACUUUAAAAUGGUGGAAGACCUCAAUGGCAAUGUCCAUGCAAAAAAUGGUUAUUUCCAAGUAGCGAUCUCUAUACAUCUCUAUAGUAUUCACAGGAAGUAGAGGCUCUCCUUGUUGACCCUUGUGUAAUAUUGGCAGAUAUCCAUAUCAGAUACGGAAGAGAAAGCGAGACAUCUCACAGGCAAAUUCUUUCAUCUCCGAUCGGGUGGUGCAAACGGGGGAGAGGGGAAUAAGUAGACCAGAGCCAGCUGUUAUAAAAGGGUGUUUAUGAGACAUCUUCAUUAUCUUGUUGGUUUAAAUCCUCAUCAGCCUGAAUGGGAAAAUAGCUCUUUAUCCUCUUUUGGUCUCUUCCUGCAGCUUAAAGGGGCUGACUUGGUUGCUAUUAAGAUAACAAAGUGAAACACUGAAUUAAACCAUGCUUUCCAUUCCACUUAUCCAAUCCUUAAUAUCACCACAGACUAUGCAGUUAGUGAGACACAUUCUCAAUUCCAACUGUUCAUCCACAAUUUACUUCAGCAAACUCUGACAAUAAAAACAAAGACCCUAGACCAAUUUAAUUGACAAAAGCCAAGACCAAGCCGAGAUAUUGUAAAAUGCAUGUCAAUAUUUGACUUAUUUGUGUCUUUGCUCUUCUGUUACUGAGGAGCAAUAUGAACAAUCUUUGCUAAAGCAUUCUAUUUACGCCAUGAGAAAUUAAUUAAUUAUGAAGCCAAUCCUAAUCAUGGAAGUUUAAUUAUAUAUCCCUCAAUUAUUUUCUUUAUUAGGUGAAGUGUUAUAUUGUAUCUUAAUACUAGCAACAGUGGUGUAGUGGAGGGUAAACACAAGUAAACACAGUUUACCCAGCUUUUUUUGCCCAACAGUUUACCAUGGUCUUGUCAAAUUGUUGAACUAGAUCACAUUUUAAAAUGAUUGAAUCUGUUUUUCUCUCAACACAAUUGAUUUACAGUAUAUAAAAUAGAAACUUGUAAAUUAUAUUGCAUAAUUAGAUAAUGUCAACUAACCAGGCCUAUCAAGUGUAUUAUUGAACUAUAUUUCUAAUAUUUCUGUAUCUGCCCUUUGAUCUGUUUAACGAAUUGUAGCUGUCGUUGAUCCUCAAUGUUACUUUUGGAAUAUGCAUUUGUGUUCACCACCCCAAUAUAAACUCAGCAAAAAAAGAAACGUCCUCUCACUGUCAAUUGCAUUUAUAUUCAGCAAACUUAACAUAUGUAAAUAUUUGUAUGAACAUAAGAUUCAACAACUGAGACAAACUGAACAAGUUCCACAGACAUGUGACUAACAGAAAUGGAAUGUGUCCAUGAACAAAGGGGGUGUCAAAAGGACCAGUCAGUAUCUGGUGUGGCCACCAGCUGCAUUAAGUACUGCAGUGUAUCUCCUCCUCAUGGACUGCAGCAGAUUUGCCAGUUUUUGCUGUGAGAUGUUACCCCACUCUUCCACUAAGGAACCUGGAAGUUCCAAGACAUUUCUGUGGGGAAUGGCC
This is a messenger RNA of Oncorhynchus mykiss (rainbow trout), 3989 nucleotides long. RefSeq names its product solute carrier family 2, facilitated glucose transporter member 1-like. NCBI's taxonomy places the organism in Eukaryota, Metazoa, Chordata, Actinopteri, Salmoniformes, Salmonidae. The record is from RefSeq and is a predicted model, not a curated record. Gene Ontology annotation, cellular component: apical plasma membrane; plasma membrane; basolateral plasma membrane. Gene Ontology annotation, molecular function: D-glucose transmembrane transporter activity. Gene Ontology annotation, biological process: dehydroascorbic acid transport; response to insulin.